This is a messenger RNA of Parastagonospora nodorum SN15, 327 nucleotides long. RefSeq lists its product as hypothetical. The record is from RefSeq and is a predicted model, not a curated record. Bases 1 to 327 code for a protein of 108 amino acids. The transcript is spliced from 2 exons. Lineage: Eukaryota; Fungi; Ascomycota; Dothideomycetes; Pleosporales; Phaeosphaeriaceae.
AUGCUGGGUAUCGAUGCGACCAAACUGCAUACGAAGAGACGGACGUUUAAGGAGUUCAACUUUUCCCAAACAACUCCAAAGCCUCAGAUGAUUCCCGCUCACAUUAUAAAGGUGUACACCUAUCUUGCUACUUCGCCAGGUUCUCCUCCGAAGCGUACUCGGCAAACCUUCUCCAGAAAACGUGGGGUGAAUGAAGUGGGGCACGGCAGCUGGUCCGACGUCAUACCGGAGCUCCAAAACUACAUCCUAGCUCUAGUCUACGGACGUCUCUCGCCCGAUGUUAGCAGAGAUACACACACAUAUUUGGGUUCGCUUUCCGUCUUCUGA